CGUAUCGUUUUACCACCAGCAACUAGCAACAUCGCCGAAUACAGCAGCAACAUGUCGUCCAGUGAGAUCUAUCGCUACUACUACAAGACCUCCGAGGACUUGCAGGGCUUCAAGACAGCCGCCACCGCCGAGACGUACUUCAAUCCCAUGGCCGCCUACAAUCCCGGGGUGACCCACUAUCAGUUCAAUGGCAACACCUUGGCCAGCAGCAGCAACUAUCUGUCGGCCAAUGGGUUCAUCAGCUUCGAGCAGGCCAGUUCCGAUGGCUGGAUCACCUCCUCGCCGGCCAGCCACCGAUCCGAGAGUCCCGAGUAUGUGGAUCUGAAUGCCAUGUACAAUGGGGCCAACAUGGUCCAGAAUCAGCAAUAUGGAAUGGUGAUGGAGCAGGCUGUGGUUCCAGUAGCUCCUGCCGCUCCAGCAGUGGCUUCUCCUCCGGCCGUCGAGGUCAUGGGCUCCUCCAAUGUGGGCACUUGCAAGACGUUGCCAGCUCCAGUUGCUCCCAAGCCCAAGCGCAGCUAUACCAAGAAGAAUCAGACUGCCACCACCUCACCGAUCUCAACUCAGGAGCCAGCUCAAGUCAAUCUCUACACCGAGGAGUUCCAGAACUUUGACUUUGACAACUCCGCCCUGUUCGACGACAGCGUGGAAGAUGAUGAUGACCUUAUGCUCUUCAGCGGCGGCGAGGUUGAGGGCAACGAUGGAUCCUUCGAUCUGGCCGAUGGUGAGAAUCAGGAGGGCUCUGCCGGAGGCUCGGGAAAGAAGAGGCGUGGCAAGCAGAUUACGCCCGUGGUGAAGAGGAAGCGCCGCCUGGCGGCCAAUGCCCGCGAACGUCGCCGGAUGCAGAACCUCAACCAGGCCUUCGACCGACUCCGCCAGUACCUUCCCUGCCUGGGAAACGAUCGCCAGCUGUCCAAGCACGAGACCCUCCAAAUGGCCCAGACCUACAUCUCCGCUCUCGGGGAUCUGUUGCGCUAGUAUCCCUACCAUAAAGACCAUUCUCAGUUAUUGUUGGAGCUUGCCAAAUGUUGUACCUACUCUGUAUAUAUAGCCAGAAGCCCAGUAGUGAAUUACCGACUAAGUAUUAUGCUGUUUAUUGUUUAGUUAAUUAGCCUAAAUGGAAGACAAUGAUUAAG
Molecule: messenger RNA, 1133 nt
Organism: Drosophila suzukii
Lineage: Eukaryota; Metazoa; Arthropoda; Insecta; Diptera; Drosophilidae
Gene: ato
Product: atonal
Biological process (GO): positive regulation of transcription by RNA polymerase II; sensory organ development; axon development
Cellular component (GO): nucleus
Molecular function (GO): DNA-binding transcription factor activity, RNA polymerase II-specific; protein dimerization activity; E-box binding
Source: RefSeq, a predicted model, not a curated record